AUGUCGAUCCCAAAGUCGAAUAGUUCAAUCGCUUGGAAGCAUUUUAUUAGAGACCCAAAUACCUCAGAUGAGGCCAUUUGUAAGCACUGUAAAAAAUCCUAUAAACGAUCAAAUGGAACUACUAAUCUGUUGGACCAUUUAAAAAGAAAACAUUUUACUGUGUUAAACCGCUGUAAUUUGCAACAACAGAUCGAAGAUGAUUCAAAUCGACCUGGAAUAUCAGGGGAACAUUCACAAUCUGCAAGUGUUCCGCCUUAUAGUAGUUCAGUAACUGUGACCAAUAAUUAUGUUGAAAGUGGCAAAAAACACAAACAAUUAUUUUUGUCUGACAGGUUUGAUUAUUAUCCAACUGGUUUGGAGUGCAAUUAUUUGUUAAGAGAAAACUCUCUUUUGUUUGCUAUUAAGUACCAAACUAUUAUAAAAACCAAAAAUCUUAGAGUAUGGCUUAUCGGCAUCAUAAGCACUAAAUAUGAAAUUCCUAGUAGACAAACACUUGGAAGAACAAUAAUUCCAAAAAUGUAUUUGGCUGUUCAACAUAAAGUUGAAACUAUGCUUAAUAAUGCUAGAGACGUAGCGAUCACUACUGAUAUUUGGACGUCAAUAAACACCGACUCGUAUAUAACUAUGACUGUUCAUUUUCUCAUCCAAACACAGUUAAAAGCUUUGGUUCUAUGCACCAAAAAAUUGGAAUGCAGCCAUACUGCUGUUAAUAUUUGUGACCUUAUGACAGAGGAAUUGAACAAAUGGAAUGUUUUAAAUAAAGUUUUUGCUGUGGUAACCGAUGGCGGACCGAAUAUUAAAGCUGCAGUUAGGCUUAUGAAUUUAAGUCAUGUGCCUUGUACUGCACAUAAACUCAAUUUAAUUGUUCAACAGUCUCUACUGUUGUCUGACAAUGAAGAGACUAGACCAAGUACUAAUGCAAAUGAAAAUGAUUUAAAAAAUCUACUAAAGAAGUGUCGAGCCAUUGUUGGAUUUUUUAAGAGAAGCGAAGUUGCUAACAGAAUGUUGAUGAAUAAACAACAGCAGCUUGGUUUUGAAACAGUGCUAAAAUUAAACCAAGAUAUACGUACUUGGUGGAAUAACACAUUUUUCAUGUUGGAAAGACUUAUAAAACUAAAAGAACCUCUAACUAUUGUUAUGAUAACAUUAAAAGAUGCUCCAUGUCAUCUAAGUUCCGAUGAAUGGAGUAUAAUUGAUGAUGUUGUACCAUUAUUAAGGCCAUUUGAUAAAGUAACUGUUGAGCUCUCUGCUGAACAAUAUCCCACUAUCUCAACAGUUAUUCCAUUAAUACGAGGUUUGCAAAUGUCAUUAGGUUCAAAAAAUCCAUCAACGCUACUGGGAAGUUUUAUAAAACAGAGACUGAUAGACAAAACUGCUAAGCGUUUUGAGAAACAAGCUACACAAGAAGUUGAUGGAAAUGAAGAAGUCGAUAAUGUGUGGAGUUUUUUGCAAUCUAGAGUGACAAAUGUUCAAUCACAAACAACGAAAACAAGUAGUGCUACAUCCUUAAUGAGGCAGUACAUAAGUAUGCCUCAUCAAGAUUUUAAGAGCAAUGUGGCUAAGUUUUGGAAUGAACACAAGGUUGUAUUAGCUCCACUGAGUGACAUUGCGCUUAAGUAUUCCAUUGUUCCAGCAACCUCGAAACAAUAUUCAACUGGUUUGAAGAUUCAACACAUUUUACCUCUGGAAGGUCAUAUAAGAGAUUAG
Melanaphis sacchari is the source of this 1707-nucleotide messenger RNA. RefSeq names its product zinc finger BED domain-containing protein 1-like. The record is from RefSeq and is a predicted model, not a curated record. Bases 1 to 1707 code for a protein of 568 amino acids. Lineage: Eukaryota; Metazoa; Arthropoda; Insecta; Hemiptera; Aphididae. Gene Ontology annotation, molecular function: DNA binding. The transcript has 7 exons.